Molecule: messenger RNA, 624 nt
Organism: Coccinella septempunctata (seven-spotted ladybird)
Lineage: Eukaryota; Metazoa; Arthropoda; Insecta; Coleoptera; Coccinellidae
Exons: 3
Coding region: 98-601 (167 amino acids)
Biological process (GO): transmembrane transport; heme export
Cellular component (GO): membrane
Molecular function (GO): heme binding; heme transmembrane transporter activity
Source: RefSeq, a predicted model, not a curated record
CGAAAUGAUAAUACUGUGGCAUAGUUGAGUGAAUAACUGUGACACUCUGCCAUAAAUAAAUUGUCAUUAUCAUUUCCGUUAAUAAAGAACCGUUGAAAUGGAGAGUUCUAGCAGUGUGCAAGUGUUGAGUCCGAACGAAGAAAUAAAAUUGUAUAAAUAUAGAUGGAUAAUAAUUACCAUAUACGGACUAUAUGCUGCUAUAAAUUUUUCGCAAUUCAUGCAGUUCACGAUAAUUGGCGAUAUUUUGAAGAAGUAUUAUGAGGUGGAAUCUUUUGCUAUUGAUCUCAGUGGAAUGGUUUUUAUGCUUUCUUUCAUUCUAUUUUUCGCCCCAGUGGGAUAUAUUGUCGAGAAAACAAGUUUGAAAACAACUUCCAUAAUCGGCGCAGGUUUAACAGUUCUUGGAAACAGUUUGAAGUUAUUGGGGACAUCUCCAGACAGAUAUUACGUAAUUCUCGUUGCCCAAACGAUAGUUGCCGUAUCACAAAUUUUCAUGCUCAUCAUUCCCUCAAAAGUUGCAUCUCACUGGUUCGGAUCAGAAGAAGUUUCCACAGCAUGCGCGAUUGGACUAUUUGGUACACAGAUAGGUAAGGAAUCCCAAUAAUAUUCUUCAUAAAAUUAUUGAUG